AUGCCUAGUUUGAUCAUGAACCCGAUUGUAUUGCCCAAGGCCGACAGCAGGAUCGCCGUUGUCAUAGUCAGCAGACUGAACAUGAUGAUGAUGAUGACAAGGAGAGGGUUCGGUAAGAAGGCUAAGAAGGGACAGCAAGUGGAUAAGGAGGAGGAAGUACCACUGAAAGCUAUCCGUCCUGCUGCCCCUGCACCAGUGGCGAGAUAUGCUGUAGAUGUUAGUAAGCUAGAGGGUAGUAGGGCAGUCACACCGAAGGAGAUUGGUUUGGUCAUGGCCGAGGCAGUGAGUGAUGCUACAUUGAAGCAGGUCUUAUCCCAAGCUGCUGAGGAAGGCAGGACGGAUGAUGAUUUGUUUAAGGCCUUAUCCAACGGCAAUGUCGAUGGUAAUGAUCAUGGGUCCGCACAUGAAGUGGACCGUCCUCUCUAUCGCACGGUAUUGGAGUAUUCGGAGAUCGGUAUCCCUUACAGAACUCGGCCAAGUGCCUUCUUCAAUAUCAUUAUAGCAAGAGCUAUCGCCGAGAUGGAUUCCAUUGACAGUAAGGAUAUCUUCUCAUUAUGGCAUACCAUGUGCUAUCUGAGGAUACCUUGGAAGAUGGAGGAGGAUCGUAAGCGGAUGGCUGAGGAGGUCGUUAAACGGUCGUCCAUGAUGGGAGCUGCUGAGCUGGAGGAUAUCAUCGAUGCAGCCUAUGCAUGCAGUAUGAUGUCCUUACAGGCAUUGAAGGAGGAUGGAUAUCAAUCAAGUACUCUAGGGCCACUAGUUAGGGUCAUUAUCAGUCGGAUACAAGAUGGUGUACCCGAUACGUGGUUUAUGGACGACCAUCGUUCGGCCCAUCGACGGCUACUCCUCAUCAGAGCACAUUUAAGAUACUGUCUACGAGACGACUUGUACCUACCCCUGUCUGACGAAGCUAAAACGGUCCUUCGUAGAGUUCAUCGAAUAGAUAUGAAUGCUGAUAGUGUAGUGGAGAAGUAUCCGGAAAAUGCCCAUCCAUUGCGGUUGCCCAAGUUUCUAACACAACUUAGUCAGAUCUUACGCAAGUUGAAGGUAGCUCAUUUCGUUCGUGCUCGACGUGGACCAUUCACUUUCGACAUUCUGGAGAGGGAUAGGAGAUUGAUCUGGGAGUGCAAUAACUUCGAUCGAUACUAUGGAUCUUCCUUUGAUAAGCUAGCAACACGUCGGCUAGAAGAGCGUAUUAUCAAAGCCAUGGGAUACAGGAUUGUACAGGUACCCUUUUGGCAUUGGAGACGUGUGACGUUGAAGUCGAGAAGAACUGAUAUGAUUAGGAUGAGCAGGUUCAUUGCAUUGAGAGACUUUAGAGAGCGGCAUAUGGCAAAGGGGGAUGUUGACCAGUAUUCGGAUCCUACCAAGUUCAACGCUAGAGAGUGCGCUCUCGAUAGCAACUCCUUCCAGUAUAUCGGCGAGAACUUCUUUAAAGCACAGAAGCCUAGUAAGGCAUGGAUGCUGUCAGGGGCGGGUUUAAAGUUACAGAAACUCCCAACAAGGAUCACCAUGUGA
Molecule: messenger RNA, 1515 nt
Organism: Perkinsus marinus ATCC 50983
Lineage: Eukaryota; Perkinsozoa; Perkinsida; Perkinsidae
Exons: 12
Coding region: 1-1515 (504 amino acids)
Source: RefSeq, a predicted model, not a curated record